Molecule: messenger RNA, 1257 nt
Organism: Effrenium voratum
Lineage: Eukaryota; Dinophyceae; Suessiales; Symbiodiniaceae
Source: the annotation of a GenBank genome assembly
AUGCUCCUGUUCAUUGCGUUUGCCUUGUGGCUGGCAGUAGCUGCGGUGUAUGCGCCAGUCCCCACCCUCACAAGUCAUGAAGUCGAAUAUCUGCGAAGUUGGUGCGAUUUUCAGGUCCUCAACCUCGUCCGCCAGGGUCAACCCGUCCUUCUCCAAAAUGCCGUGGGCGAUGCAGGCUUGCUGGAGGAGCAGUUCCUGUUGUCCAUGAGUCCUGAUCAAAUGGUGCACCUCGACUUUUUCGAAGGCACGGACUUGAAACCUUACGCUACUAAGACGUUGUCCACUCUGGCGCUGCGCUGGUCCAAAGCUCAGCAGAUUCUGGACGGGAGACACAAUGCUAGCGCCAAGUUCACGUUUUACUUGUACCAAAACUCAGUUGUCGAGCCCGAUCAGCCUUUCUGGCCUCAACUUGCUGAUGCGCUGCCUCCAUUCUUAUUGCAGAAGUUGUCAGAGCUCCACCUCUCAGCAUUGUUAUGGCGUAGUGGGGCACGCGAGCACACUUCUUUCUUGCACUUUGAUGCGCUUGACAACAUGUACGUCGUUCUGAAAGGUAUGAAGCGCCUCGUGCUUUUCCCACCCUGGGAUCUUCCGCACAUGAGUUGCGGACACGAUUUGCGCGAGAACUUCUUUGGUGAUGAGGACGACGACACAAGAACAGAACUCCGUUUCCCGGCACUGCCUGGUUGGAUGGAGAGAUGCGAGCAGUUUCGCCAGCACAGCAGCUCGCUGGAGGUACUUUUGCAGGCUGGUGACAUGCUUUGGAUCCCGAGGGGAUGGUUUCACACUGUGAUGAGCCUUCCUGGCUCAAUGGCAGUGUCCCUGUUUGGGAAUUAUUCGCAUCUCGGUCGAAUCUACAUGUCACACAUAAAGCAGCGAGCGAAGUCGACACCAGAGGACGAGGAUUGGGAUGACAAGAUCAUGCUUCAGAAGCUUGGAGCUGAGUUCCCGGAUUUGGCGGGUGAGAACGAUUUAUCCGACACGGACGAAGCAAACUUGCAGGUUUCGCGCGUCCUCGCAGAGAUAUUCCGGAAACGAAGAGAUGCGAGCGAUGAGACCUGCAAGCAAAAGGACCGCUUCCCAUGGACGUCGCCCAUGGAUCCACAACUCAGGGCAUCGCUUCAUGGAGAUAAAUUCAGGUCAGUGCAGAAUGCACUUUCUGUGAAUCGUAGCAUGGCAUGGGCAACAGCUGGGGAACAGCUUGCGCUCGCCUUGAUGUACCUAGGAAGUCUAAGCCAAGCUGAGCUUGUUCUCCGCUAA